This is a messenger RNA of Paramisgurnus dabryanus, 1846 nucleotides long. The record is from RefSeq and is a predicted model, not a curated record. Lineage: Eukaryota; Metazoa; Chordata; Actinopteri; Cypriniformes; Cobitidae.
CCGGCUGUGAUGUAGGAGGGACUCAUUAACCCUGAGGGUGUGUACAACAUUACCACACACUUUCCUCAACAUUUACUUUCCUGGAGCUCGACACGUCUCUGCUGCUGCUGUGAUAAACAGAUACCUUAUAAACUUUCAUUAUCAAUCCACACAUCGACUGUAAUGGAUUAAAGCGCAGAGACGAGCACAUUCAAACAUAUAAGGCGCGUGGAAGUGUUUCAAUCCGUAAAGAUGCUUCAACAGAUACUGACAGACAUGUACAUCGAUCCAGAUCUGCUCAACGAGCUGAAUGAAGAGCAGAAACAGAUUCUCUUCCUUAAGAUGAGAGAAGAACAGAUCAGAAGAUGGAGAGAAAGAGAAGCGAGACUGGAGAAAGAGGAAGCGGCACGUGUAAAAGAUAAAAAAGUUUCAGGUAAGAGUGUAUCAUGGAUGAAGGGUCUGGAUGGUGAUGUAUGGAUUUGGGUGAUGGGAGAGCAUUCAGCUGAUAAACCGUACGAUCAGAUCUGCGAUGAGAUUAUGAGCGAGAGAGCAGCGCUGCAAGCACAGAGAGAAGCUGAACACAUCAGGGCGAAGAAAGAGGCCGAGCUGGAGAAGAGGUUUUCAGGAGUCUAUGUGGAGCCGGAGCAGAUUGUGUUGAAGGAACGAGAAGUGGAUCAGGAGAAGAAAAGACAGAUUUCUGCUCUAGAAAAGAAAAAAGCUGAGGAGAAAAUCAAGCAGGAGGCAGAGGAGAGACGUCGAGCUGAGGAGGAGCUCCGGCGGCUGGAGGAGGAGAGAAAACAACAGAUUUACAUGAGUCUGAAGGAAGUGCAAAAGAACAAACAAACCCACGAUGAGGACGAGAAAGAGUGGCAGAAUACAUUGAAGAAGUCUAAAGCCGCAGACCUGCGCAGACGAUCCCUGGCCAAACAAACCGUAGAGGAUCACCGCAGACGCUCGGUGAAAGCUCUAGAAAGAGGAAGAGUUGCGGCCGUGACCAAAGCCUUCGGUGAAGUAAACACAACUGCUCCGCCUAAACCUAAACCCAGAAACAACACCAACACGCCUGUGACCACCCAACAGAAGCCAGGAAUCCGAAGGUCAUUGUCAGUGUCUAGUCGAGAUCACAUUAUACGCUGGUUUCAAGAGGAACAGUUACCCCUCAGAGCAGGCUUUCAACAGGACCACAGCAGGAUCGCACCCUGGUUUCAUGGUAUAAUAUCUCGGGAUGAGGCCGAAGCGUUGUUGAAUGAGGGUCAGCCUGGUCACUUCUUGGUGCGGGUUAAUGAGAGAAUCUUUGGUUAUGUGCUUUCAUAUCGAUCCAGUGAAGGAAUCAAACAUCUCCUCAUUGAUGCCUCAGACAACUGCUAUAUGCUGCUGGGAGAUCAGAUGAAGUUUAGUUCACUUACAGAACUGGUGGAAUAUCAUCAGGUGGAGCCGCUGCCCCCGUUUGGUGUGGAAUAUCUACUGCAUGCAUGUGGACAGAGACCCGGUGCUGCAGACUACACAGAUUUAUUCACAUCACUCACGCAUAAACAAACGUCUGCCUAACACUGUAAACACAUCUACUGUACUGCACUGUGACAUCACCAGUCAUCAAAUGAUCAAUACGGUCUAAUUACACAACCUUUGUUCAUGUGUGCAAUAUUGUCCACGAUUCUGUUUACAGUUGUUAGCAGCUCAUUUACAAUAGUAUUCAAUUUAAUUCAAUGUUCAUGAUCAUUUAUAUUUAUUCAUAAACAUAUUUGUGUAAUAUCAGUUUUAAAAGCUCAAAGUAAACAUGAUGCUUGUUCAUUUUGUUAAAGGAAUAGUCUACCCUUUUGCCAUAUUAAACUAUGUUAUUACCUCAAUCUAGACAAAUUAAUAAAUA